Molecule: messenger RNA, 2496 nt
Organism: Dermacentor silvarum
Lineage: Eukaryota; Metazoa; Arthropoda; Arachnida; Ixodida; Ixodidae
Gene: Ssrp
Product: FACT complex subunit SSRP1
Exons: 1
Coding region: 134-2371 (745 amino acids)
Cellular component (GO): nucleus; FACT complex
Molecular function (GO): nucleosome binding; DNA binding; histone binding
Source: RefSeq, a predicted model, not a curated record
AAACACUGUGCAGAACGCUUCGUAGGCUUACGAGCGAGAAGGCGCCUCGUACCGCUCAAACAACGGCGCCACAAAGCCGGUCGCCGACGCACGUGUUAGUCAAACAGCCCCGACAAUCUCGCAAAGCGGCAGCAUGGACUUCCUCGAGUUUCCCGACGUAUUCAAGGAGGACCGCGGCGCAAUGACAUCGGGCCGACUGAAGAUGACCAACCAGGGAGUCGUCUUCAAGAACAGCAAGACGGGAAAAGUGGAGCAAGUGCAGGGUUCCGACAUGGAAAGCAUCAGCUGGCAGCGCCUGGGCGCCGGCUACGGGCUCCGCAUCAUGAUGAAGACGGGCGGCAUGUACCGUUUCGGCGGCUUCCAAGACGACGAGCAGGAGCGCCUCGCCAAGUUUUUCCAGCAUCACUUCGAGCUCCCGCUCGCGUCGCGCGAACUGUGCCUCAAGGGUUGGAACUGGGGCACGGCGCGCUUCGAAGGGAGCGUCCUCUCGUUCGACGUGGAUAAGAACUCGGCCUACGAGAUCCCGCUGAGCAACGUGUCGCACUGCACCACGGCCAAGAACGAGGUGACGCUCGAAUUCCACCAGAACGACGACGCGGCCGUGUCACUGAUGGAGCUGCGCUUUCACAUCCCGACCGACCCCAACUCGGAUAUGGACGCGAUACAGGCCUUCCGAAACAACGUGCUCUCCAAGGCCAGCAUCAUCCAGGCGACGGGAGACGCCAUGGUCACCUUCAAGGAGCUCCAGUGCCUCACGCCUCGCGGUCGCUACGACAUCAAGAUCUUCCCGUCCUUCAUCCAGCUCCACGGCAAGACGUUCGACUACAAGAUCCCGCUCACGACGGUGCUGCGCCUGUUCCUGCUGCCGCACAAGGACAAUCGCCAGGUGUUCUUCGUGCUCAGCCUGGAUCCGCCGAUCAAGCAGGGUCAGACGCGCUAUCAUUUUCUCAUACUUCUCUUCAACAAGGAAGAAGAGACGAGCAUCGAGCUGGCGCUGUCGGACGCCGACAUCCAGGAGAAGUUUGAAGACAAGCUGCAGAAGAAUAUGUCGGGCCCCACGUUCGAGGUGAUCAGCCGCGUCAUGAAGGCCGUGGUGCAGCGAAAGAUCACCGUGCCGGGCAACUUCAAGGGCCACGGCGGCACCAACUGCAUCACCUGUUCGUACAGGGCGGGCAACGGACUGCUCUACCCGCUCGAGCGGGGAUUCAUAUACAUUCACAAGCCGCCCGUACACAUUCGUUUUGAUGAGAUCGCCUGCGUCAACUUCGCACGUAGCGGUGGGAGCACGCGAUCGUUCGACUUUGAGGUGGAGGCCAAGAGUGGUCUCGUCCACACAUUCAGUAGCAUUGAGAAGGAAGAGUACGGGAGGCUCUUCGACUAUGUGAGUGACAAGAAGCUCCGCAUCAAGAACCGUGGGUCGCUCGGAACUACCAAGGAAAAGCCAAACUACCAGGACGACGAGCUAAUCGACUCUGAUGCAGAGGAUGCCCCUGACGCUUAUUUGGCUCGAGUCAAAGAUGAAGGUCGCCAGAGGGACGAAGUGGAUUCUGAUGAAUCUUCAGACGAAUCGUUCAACCCCGGCGAGUCUGGCAGUGAAGUAGCUGAGGAGUUUGACAGCAACGUAGAGUCUAGCUCAGACAGUGAUGCUGGCAGUGGCGAAGGAAAGGGCAGUGGUAGCGGAAGCGGCAGUGACAAACCAAAGAAAGAAAAGAAGGAAAAGAAGUCGAAGAGUGCCAAAACUGUCAAAGAGCCUGGCAUGAAACAGCGAAAACCACGCCGGCCAAAGAAGGAGCGGGAUGCCAACAAGCCCAAGCGGCCACCAAGUGCCUACUUCCUGUGGCUUGCCGAAAACCGUGACAAGAUCAAAAAGGACAACCCAGGUUUCGGCAUCACUGAUGUGACCAAGCGUGCUGGCGAGCUAUGGAAAGAGGUGACAGACAAGACAAAGUGGGAGGAACAGGCUGCCGAAGCUGCAGCUAAGUACAAGGAAGACAUGGCUGCCUAUCAGGCUAGUCUGAAGGACCGACCCCAGGAGAGUGAUGACGAGAAAGAAGAGAAAAAGCCGGUCAAAAAGAGCAAACCGCCGAGUGCACCUAAACCCAAGCCCACGUCGUCGUCAUCAUCACCUCUAAAGGGAAAUUUCAAGAGCAAGGAGUACAUCAGUAGCUCGGGCAGCAGUGACGACGAGAAAAGUAAGAAGGUCAAGAAAGAGCCUAAAGAAUCGCCUGCAGGAUCACCUGCAGGAUCCGCUGCAGAAUCACCCAAAAGUUCACCUGUUCGAGUCAAGUCUGAGGAUGAGGAAGAGGCAUCAGCAAGCACUCCUGCUUCUUCAGGGGACGAGAACAUGUCAGGAAGUGGGGAUGAUGACUGAUUGAUUGUCUUUGUUUUCCCCUUUAACAUUCUUGCAUUUUUGAAGUCUGUUUUUGCAAACAGCUUUUGUUGCACACUGUUAUGUAUGUACAAUUGUAUAUAAACCUUAUCGAGAACAUCUCGAAA